GCAAUGCUUCUUCUACACCCAUAUAUACUCCCAUUGUCCCCAUAGGCUGCUGAUUUGCGGGAGUUAGACAGAGCCAGAGCCAAAAUGAGCAAGCCUGUGAAGAUAGGGCCAUGGGGCGGAGCCGGUGGCGAUGAGAGAAAUGUACAGGCAAUGCCCCGUCGACUGGUUAGUGUGACCAUCCACAGCGCAGAAGGAAUUGACGGGAUCUCCUUCACCUAUGUGGGCAGCGAUUACGUCCAGUACACCGAGGGCCCGUGGGGUCGCACUCUCAACACUGAAAGCACGAUUACUAUCGACCCUACCGACUAUGUCACGGAAAUCUCGGGGACCUUUGGCACAGCUUAUGACAACACCAUCGUGACGUCCCUUAAAAUUGCCACCUUCAAUGACCAAUAUCCCGUAACAUACGGUACACCUAACGGGACUCCUUUCCACAUCCCGGUGCUGAAUGGGGGCAAGGUUGUCGGGUUCUUCGGACGCUCUGGCGACUUGCUAGACGCGAUUGGGGUAUACAUACAUCCAUGAACAUUUCUCGGUGAGGCACUUCUCCGGCCACCUACUCACCGGACGAAGAGGAAGGAAGGAGCAGGUGUCGUACAUGCCAAUAAAUAAUCCUAUUGUAUAUGUUUCAUGUGUUUUCUUGCACUUUAGUUUACUACUAUCACUUUCGUAAUGUGCUUUGCAUGGCACUGGUGUGUGUGAGUCGUGGUAACGUACUAGUGUGUGGCACCACUAUCCAAGUCGUGGGAUGGUACGUCAAGUGUGUGUGGAUCGUGUCGCAUGUCAUUUGGCUGGCUGGAUAAAGCCGUUGUGUGGUAAAUCAAAUAU
Messenger RNA from Lolium perenne, 828 nucleotides. NCBI's taxonomy places the organism in Eukaryota, Viridiplantae, Streptophyta, Magnoliopsida, Poales, Poaceae. The record is from RefSeq and is a predicted model, not a curated record.